Molecule: messenger RNA, 4497 nt
Organism: Cucumis sativus (cucumber)
Lineage: Eukaryota; Viridiplantae; Streptophyta; Magnoliopsida; Cucurbitales; Cucurbitaceae
Product: pre-mRNA-processing factor 39
Exons: 13
Coding region: 6-2891 (961 amino acids)
Biological process (GO): RNA processing; mRNA 5'-splice site recognition
Cellular component (GO): U2-type prespliceosome; U1 snRNP; commitment complex
Molecular function (GO): protein binding
Source: RefSeq, a predicted model, not a curated record
GCCCAAUGGAGACCCGUCUAGUUCUUCCGACUCGACGUCGGGAACUUGUGUUUUCGCUGGUUUCUUCCAUCUGGUCAUUGCUACGUUCAGUCCGGUUCUAUUCCAAAUCAAUGACUAUUGCUAUGGCGAAUGAUUUUCAACUUCUCAAUAAUUCAGGCACAAAAGCUAAACCAAUUGAAUCAGACUCCGCAGUUGGCUUAGAUGAGUCCAAACUUUACGAAGUUGUUCCCAAAUGUGGACUAGAUUUUGAGGAAUGGACUUCACUUAUUUCAGAGAUUGAGAGAAAGUAUCCUGAUGUCAUUGAGAAGAUCUCUUUGGUGUAUGACUCAUUCUUGUCCGAGUUUCCUCUGUGCCAUGGAUACUGGAGAAAGUAUGCAUCUCACAAAACAAGGUUGUGCUCUGUGGACAGGGUUGUUGAUGUAUUUGAACAAGCAGUGCAAUCAGCAACUUAUUCUGUUGGUAUUUGGGUUGAUUACUGUAGUUUCAGCAUAUCAGCUUUUGAAGAUCCAUCUGAUAUUCGAAGAUUGUUUAAGAGGGCAAUCUCCUUUGUCGGAAAAGACUAUUUGAGCUAUAGCUUGUGGGACAAGUACAUUGAGUUUGAGGUAUCUCAACAGCAGUGGGACUCCUUAGCUCUGAUUUACAUUCAAACUCUGAGAUUUCCUACCAAAAAGUUGUCUUAUUAUCACAACAGCUUCAGAAAAUUGACUGCUUCUCUGAAAGAGAAUAUCCAAUCUGAUACUGGGUGCAAUAAUUCAAUGCCCAUGGAAUUUGAAGCUUCUCCGGAUAGUGAAGUCCCAACUAAGUGUACGGAUACUGAACUGUCUUCUGUCAUUAAAGACCUUCUGGAUCUGUCUGCUGGCACAACUAGGUAUAGUUCACUACUGAAGUACGUGCAUGCUGGUGAAAAACUCUAUGACGAAGCAUGUCAACUAAAGGAAAAAAUUAUGCACUUUGAGGAUAAGAUCAGGAGGACAUAUUUUCAUGUAAAACCCCUUGAUGAUGGUCAACUGAAGAAUUGGCAUUCUUAUUUGGACUUAGUGGAGAUGUAUGGAGAUUUUGAUUGGGCGGUUAAACUCUACGAGAGAUGCUUAAUUCCCUGUGCUAGUUAUCCUGAGUUUUGGAUGCGCUAUGUGGAGUUUGUGGAAACUAAGGGUGGAAGAGAGUUAGCAAUGUUUGCUCUAGAGCGUGCAACAAAAACUUUUCUCAAGAAAGUUCCUGUUAUACAUCUUUUCAAUUCAAGGUUUAAGGAACAAAUAAGAGAUUUAUCGGGUGCACGUGCUGCUUUUCUUCAGCUUGAUGGAGAUUUAGAUUCUAAGUUUGUGGAAAAUAUCAUAUUGAAGGCUAAUAUGGAGAAACGAAUGGGAAAAUCUACAGAAGCUUUUAAUAUUUACCGAGAUGCCCUGCAAAUGGCUUUGAUGAAGAAGAAAUUGGAUGUUUUACCAGCUCUGUAUGUACAUUUUUCUCGACUUAAACACAUGAUUACAGGAAGUGUUGAUGCUGCUAUGGAGGUCUUAAUAGAUGGGAUCCGAAAUGUACCUCUCUGCAAAUUACUUCUUGAGGAACUUAUAAACUUCGUCAUGGUGCAUGGAGUGCCAAAGCUUAUAAAUUUAGUUGAUCCCAUCGUAGCUAAUGCAAUAUCUCUCAAGGCAGACGUAUCUCAAGGUUGGAGUGAGCAAGACAGAGAGGAUAUUUCAACUCUGUAUUUAAAGCAGGCUGUUGACUUGUGUGGAACCAUCCAUGAUGUAAUGAAGGUGUGGAAUCGACAUAUUAAAUUGUUUCCACAGUCUAUUAGAGCAAUGCCAUAUAAAGACCCCAUACCAGGGAUAGAAGCCAUAAAAAAGACCAUGGGAGGAAAACAAACAGCAGAUUCCACUGUAACCAACCAACCAAUCAGAGAUGACAAUGUCAAUCCAUCAAAUCAGCCUCCUUUAGAAGAAAAUAAAGAGUCUCUGUUAGAUAACCAAAACUUCAAGAAUGACCAAUCUUCCAAUGGGAAUGAACCAACAUCCUGUUUACUCGUUAAGCAUAAUAUUGCUAUGAAAGAGUCUACCAUCGACAAGAUUAAUUUAGGAGAUUCUGAAAUUUGUGCAGAGGAAAGGGAGCAGGUAAAUUCUCCAAAAGUUCUUGAGCGUUAUGGAAGUGGUGGAAAUCAGAUUGAAUCGGCACAAAUGCCAAUGCCCAUGGACAACUCCAAAAAAGACGAGUACGGUGAUGCUUUGGGCGUGACCUUGAAAAAUCUUUCAAUUAAGAGUCUUUCCUUGAACGCAAAGAACAAUGACAAAAUAAAUUUACCUUCCAAAGCAUGUCAUGAAGGGGAACCUCCCUUGGAGAACAGUUUGUCUAGUGAAAGUGUCAGCAAUACAGAUGAAGAGGUUGUAAUGCACAACCCUCUAAAUGUCGGAUCUUCCAGUUCCAUCCAGAUUUCCAAUGAAGGGGCCAGCCCAUCAUCCUUUCCAAGUCCUGGCAAGCCUACACACCCCCAAGUACAUACACAGUUUCACAUGCAUGAAACUGGGGACAGAAAGUGGCACCAUAAACGUCAUGCUGGUAACUUGCAUCAUGACCUCCAGCAUGAUUUUCAAGGACACUCACGAAGAAGGCCUCAUCGAACAUGGAAAGAUUCUCCUCAGGACUACCGAGGAAUGCAAUCUGGUCAAACAUCAGGUGAUCAAGAUUAUACCUCUGAAACUAUUGCUUCACAAAAACCACAAGUUGAACGAAUCAGCCAAGACCACAAUCAUAUUCAAUCUGCGCAGCAGCAGCAGAACUUCCCCACUACUUCUCAGUCUCAACUUCCUUCUCAAGGUUUUACUCAAGAGAAAUCUCAAAAUACUACACCAAACUACGAGCAAUAUGGUCACAUGCAGAGUAGUCAGGUGCCAAAUACCUAAGAACAAAUGUGGCAAUAUUAUUACUAUCAGCAACAGCAGCAGUAUCUUUUGCAGCAGCAACAACUUCAACAGUCACAGAAUUUUCAGCAACAGUAUUACCAGCAGCAAGUGCAAAUGCAACAACAGUAUUUUCAAUCGCAAUAUCCUUACCAGCCUGUGGAAUUACAACAGCAGUAUCACAUUCAGCAGCAAUUGCAACAAACGCAGCAGCAGCAACAGUUACUUGGACUUCAGCUGCAAGAAGCCCCAGACAGAUCAGCUAUCAUUCCAACAACAUGAGCAUCAGCCAGAACUGGAGGAAGAUGAACAAAAGCAACACACAAAACAAGUUUCUUCGUUGUCUAUUCAGAUCCAGACUAGUGAACGUGAUCAUCUGGAUUCUUGAUGAAGUAGAGAUAACAGCUGAUCUGAGGCAUAACAACCAAAUCAGUCAAAUGUGGCAGGAGAUUGUUCUAAAUUGGCCAGCCUUUGUAGCCUCCCCCACCUUGAAGUUCUAGAUUAUCAUGCCUUCCGAAUCAGCCUUCUGCUCCAAUCAGUUUUUGCUCAAUCAAGGACUAUUAUUUUUGUUUUGUAUUCAGCUUGCUGCCUUGCUUAUGUUUCUGUUUUGGAUAGUUCAUUCUUUCAUCUUGUUUGGCCUUGUAUUGUGGCCUUUGUUUGGAUUUUGCAUUGCUUUUAGAAACUUGGUAUGUGUUUUUUUUUUCGCUUUUUGGAUGUGAUGAGAGCGCUAAGGGGUGUCAACCUAGCUGAGAUGUUUGGGUACGCCUGCUGAUCCUCCCCCUCCCCCCUAUUGCUCUAUGUACAUUGAGCUUUGUCUCUCUAUUUUCAAUAUUAUUAAUAAUGAGGCACGUAUCCUUUUAAAAAAGAAAACAAAAACAUAUCUCUCAACUACAUACCGACCAAGAUACAGAAUGAUGACAUACUUACCAAAGCCUUGCUCAAGAACAGUUUGAUGCAUUAAAAGACUAAGUUGGAUUUAAUCAACAUAUACAAUCCAACUUGAGGGGAGUGUUGAAUAGGAAAUAUUCUCCCAUUAAAUUCAGUAAUUCUUACAUUUUCCAAUUGGACCUUUUCUGUAAAAAAAUUUCCAAAUUUUUCUUGAUGACCGUGUUUCAUAUUUCCUUGUAGAAUUCUUUUCCCCUCUUUGAAGUGAGGGUUGUGUAUCAGUAUAAAAAAUAAGAAGAAUUUUUUGUAUUUAGAAAAUACUGUAGUAACCGCAGUCGUCCUUGCAUACUCUGCUUCGCAACUAGAUAUAGCAAACUAGGUUUGCUUUUUACUACACCGUGAAAUAGCUUUCAAAGGACGUCCAAAUUUAUGUUACUAAUCCAAGUGUAGCUUGUUUAUAUAACAAGCCAAAAUUCAAGGUAAUUUUUACAUAUCAAAGAUUGCUUUUUGCUACCACUUAAUGAGUUUGACAAGACUUAUCCAUAAACGAGCAACAAAUUGGUGAAAAUGUGGUACAUUUUUCCUAUUCCUUAAUCAGCUUCAAUAACGCCCCCAUAGGAGUAGUCAUUGAAUUUGACUCAUCCGCAUCAAAAUGAUCCAAUAAAGUCAUUGCAAACACUUUCUGUGUGACAAAGUAUCCACGACAUCUCAACUGCUAAAUCAA